Musa acuminata AAA Group (dessert banana) is the source of this 2218-nucleotide messenger RNA. RefSeq names its product BEL1-like homeodomain protein 7. The transcript is spliced from 4 exons. The coding region runs from base 1 to 1515 and encodes 504 amino acids. Gene Ontology annotation, biological process: regulation of transcription by RNA polymerase II. Gene Ontology annotation, molecular function: DNA-binding transcription factor activity, RNA polymerase II-specific; RNA polymerase II cis-regulatory region sequence-specific DNA binding. Lineage: Eukaryota; Viridiplantae; Streptophyta; Magnoliopsida; Zingiberales; Musaceae. The record is from RefSeq and is a predicted model, not a curated record.
AUGUCUAACAACCAAAGUGAAACCUCUCUAAAUCUUUCUCCGAGGAAUCCAGCGCAUGCUUUACAUUCUGAAUCACCAGUUCCUGGAAACAUGAUGUACCUUAGCUUUUCAAAUUCUGGCUCGUAUGCUGAUGCAUUAGCUGGUAGCACUCAAACUCAGCAGAAUCGCAAUGAGCUUCCUGUCACCACUACCAUCAUUUCACAAGGCAUGGCUGUUGGGAAUUCCAAUGAGGUAACUUCACUUCAUGGAGACCAUGCUCAUGAUACUUGGAAAGAUGGAAGAAAUGAGAUGUUAUUUAUGCAUUCGGUGGAAGGUUCCAUAAAUGGUGCAGAUGUUCUAAUUCAUCCUGAUGAUCAUCAGGUGAGUCUGCAGACACAGCUGGGCAUCAUAAAUGGGCAAAGCUUGUCUUUGCAGCAUUCAAAUGUUUCAACCAUGCAAAAUCAAGCGUUAUCACUUAGCCUUAGCACACAAAUGCCAGUUCCUUCAAUUCAGUACCAUCCUACAAGCUUAGAUAUCUCUUUCAUUGAUUCACAUCAGUUUACAUCUGGAACUGUUGGGCCACUAAGGGAAGAAAGCUUUCAAAACAAAAGCAUGCAUGGCAACGUCUCCCCAAAUGAACUUUCAAGUCUUACAAGCUUGAUUCCAAAUUCUAAAUAUCUCAGGCCAGCACAAGAAUUACUUGAUGAAGUUGUCAAUGUCCGGAAGGCUUUGAGGCCAAAAACAGAUAGAAGCCAAAGUCUCUAUGCUUCUGCUGGUGCCAUGACAAAUAAGGAUGCUAACACGGGAUCAAAAAGUGAAGUGAUGGCUUCAAACCCUCAAGAGGCUGUAGCUAAUUGUUCAAGUGAGCUCUCAGCUUCUGAAAAGGAGGAUCUUCAAAACAAGGUCUCAAAUCUUCUGCAAAUGUUGGAUGAGGUUGAUAGAAGGUAUGCACAGUAUUACCAUCAGAUGCAGAUAAUAGUGUCAUGGUUUGAUGCAAUAGCUGGUUGUGGGGCUACUAAACCAUACACUGUACUUGCUCUUCAAACUAUUUCACGGCAUUUCCGCUGCGUGAGAGAUGCCAUCAGUGGCCAAAUUCAAGCUACCAGGAAAAGUCUUGGUGAACCGGAGGAUUUAAGUGGUAGCAGUAGUGGGUUAUCUCGCCUUAGAUACAUAGAUCAGCAGUUACGGCAUCAGAGAACCUUGCAUCAAUAUGGUCUGAUGCAACAGCAUUCUUGGAGGCCACAGAGGGGUUUGCCCGAGUCAUCUGUCUCUAUUCUCCGCGCGUGGCUGUUUGAGCACUUCCUUCAUCCUUACCCAAAGGAUUCUGAGAAGCUGGUACUUGCAAGACAGACAGGCUUGACGAGAAGUCAGGUUUCAAACUGGUUCAUAAAUGCACGAGUUCGUCUUUGGAAGCCUAUGAUCGAAAACAUGUACAAAGAAGAGUUUGGAGAUACCGAGAUUGACUCAAACUCUUCCUUAUCAAAUCCACCCAAACUGAAUGAAGACAUCCAACCCUCUGAAGACCAUGAAGACUAGCAGAACCCCGCAACUGGAAGAUGCGAAACGAUCCUGAUAAGUGACUCCUGAAGACCCAAAACCAUCCCAACCAUGAAUGUGGCCACAUCAGCUGCUGCUUUCCGAGAUGGAACAACUACACAAGAUUCAUAUCCAUCGAUUGGACAAGAUUCCAGCUUUUACAAGAUGCUCUAGCUGGCACAGACGGGUUUUUGGUGUAUCAGAUGGCUGAGUUAGGUCAAAACAGUGAGGGGUCUCUCACACUCGGGCUGCAGCACUGUGAUGUUGGCUUUCCUGUAUCAGACAAUCAACAGAGCCUUCUCGCGGUGCAAGCUGCAAAAGAUGCAAUCGAAUAUGAGCACCAAUUUGGAUUAACAGGUGUUGCAUGAUUUUGUUGCUUGAAUUCAUCUGCUUCAGCUAUUGUUGCCAGCAGACUUCUCUGAACCAGAAUAAUUUGUUGCAAGAUGCUUUCUAGGCAUUGCUUGCAAUCUUACAAGAGAAAGUGAGUUUAGCAUGGUAAUGGAGCACAGGAGGUGUUGGAAUUAUGGAGUAGCAUGUUGUAAACAUAGAAUCAUUUUAGAAUAACCUACAGCAAAAAAAAAAAAAUUUGAUUUAGGUCAAUGUGGUGUAUAUUGAUUGAAUGGCUUCAAAGGCCUUCCAUCUGAUCACUAUGAUUGUAAGAAAGUUCGAUUGCAAUAACAACUGGAAGAAUUGUGAUCCUUCA